AUGCAACACAUCAAUGCAUCAGGCCUAACCCCUGUUGGCGGGAAUGGCUCGGAAAAGCCCCUCAAGAGCUCGUCAGCACCUUCCGUUUUGUCGAGCGAGGAGAAUGUUUUCACUCGGCCGGUUCUAAGAUCCAUUUCAAACAUGUCUGUUUUAGAUAUGAAAGCCAUGCCAGGCUCGAUCCGUCAAUCUAAAGACAAAUCUGGCAUUCGAUAUUUAUCGAGUGACUCUUCUAAACGGAAGGGCAAGUCGACCCUAAUGCUUCAUCCCAUCGACAACGUUGUUAUGCCUACAAAACUUGAUUGUAAGUCUCCUCAGACACCUCUUUCAAAAUAUUUGAGCAAAAGGGUGACGUCCAUCAAUCGCUCGCCACUUUCAGAUACCUACUUAAACUUACACAAUGAAAGCCUGCAUGGAGAUUUAGACAAAAAGCUGUUUGGAGCAGCUUGUCUCCAAAAGCAAUUGGCAAGUUUAUCCUCCAACGCCUUAGAUUUGUCCAACUCAUUUGGAACUAAAUAUGAGCGUUCCGAUCUUCCGAUCCUCCCUACCUGUUGUCCCUCUUCAUCGGACAUCGACAGCCUAUUUUCACUGCUAGGCUCCAAAAGCUCACUCAUACAAAACCUGACAGAGCUAAACUUGUCUAAUGUGCAUUUUUCUGUACGAAAUGUGGCCAUGUUGAACUCUUUGACACACUUAACAAAUCUCAACCUCACCAACACUAAUUUAACUGACAAACAUUUGGAGGCUUUAAGCAACAUGUCGAACGGCUUUUUAGCGUCCAUUUCACGCUUGAACUUUGAUGGAAACCUGCUAAUAUCGGAUUCUUCUUUCCAGAGUAUAAAAAAGUUUCCAAAUUUAACAGAGCUAAACCUAGACAACACAUCUAUAACAUUCGAGGGCCUACUUGGCUAUGCGAAAAGCAUGUGUAACACUCUUCGGUCAUUUAAAACCCUAAAGUUUCCCUCAAAAAUAUCAUCUGAAAUAAUUGCAAGAAAAGCCUCUCUUAUCGGCAUCUCUAGCUACUAUGGAGAUUUGGACCCUCAGAAUAUUCUUUUACUCGACCAAUCCUCUAUCGAUCAAGUAGAAGACAAGUCCAUAUUGCUGCACCAGCUGAGGCUGCUUUCAACAACAGAAUCCAAGGCCUUGUACUCAAACUUGAUGAGUGUUUCCGAACUUCAGGCAAUCAUCAAAAAUCGAUUGGAGGAUUUUUGGCUUCAACUUUUGCUAAUAAAAUUAGAAAAUUAA
Mitosporidium daphniae is the source of this 1242-nucleotide messenger RNA. Its product is annotated as RNI-like protein. NCBI's taxonomy places the organism in Eukaryota, Fungi, Microsporidia. The transcript is spliced from 2 exons. The record is from RefSeq and is a predicted model, not a curated record. The coding region runs from base 1 to 1242 and encodes 413 amino acids.